Molecule: messenger RNA, 882 nt
Organism: Penicillium longicatenatum
Lineage: Eukaryota; Fungi; Ascomycota; Eurotiomycetes; Eurotiales; Aspergillaceae
Product: COG2 family protein
Exons: 2
Coding region: 1-882 (293 amino acids)
Biological process (GO): intra-Golgi vesicle-mediated transport; protein transport; Golgi organization
Cellular component (GO): COG complex; membrane
Source: RefSeq, a predicted model, not a curated record
AUGAAUCGGUUCAAGUUUGGUGACUCUGAUGAGUCUGGCUCGGAUUUUGACGAGGAUUCGUCUUCCUUGCCCUUCCCCGAACCGUUAUCCCGGACUUCAUUCCUUGCCCCUGAUUUCGACCCGACUACCUUCCUAUCAUCCUUGACAAAUCGGCAUCAAAGCCUUGAAGACCUUCGGCAGGAGUUGCGGAGUCUAGAGCAAUUGCUCAACAAAGAGCUGUUGGAUCUGGUCAACGAGAACUACCAAGACUUUCUAUCUUUGGGAACUGCACUGCGCGGAGGCGAAGAGAAGGUUGAGGGAGUAAAAGUGGGCUUGCUAUCUUUCCGACGAGAUGUGCAGUCAAUUCGCGACAAAGUGGAAGAGCGGCGCCGAGAGGUGGAGGGACUAUUGAAUGAGAAGCGACAGCUCCGGUCCAAUGCAGACAUCGGCAAGAAUCUAUUGGAUUAUGCGGAUCGAGUGGAAGAAUUAGAACACCGAUUGAUGAUUGAAGACAAGUCAUCUCCGCGGGAAGCUUCCCCCAAUGACGAAUCGGACGCGGAAUCUGAUCUAUACGAUGACGGAAGCGAACAAAGUGACGACGAAGAGCUAGAAGAUGGAACCGCCCCUGUAUCACUCAAGCGACUGGAGAGACACGUCCAGAAGUACGUGUUCUUGACCUCCAUCGCCACGACAGUAGGCAAGGAUCACCCAUUCCUGCUUGCUCAGCAGCCACGUGUGUCAAAGAUCAAGUCUACAGUGCUGCUAGAUUUGAAGACUGCCUUGGAACAGGCCAGUCAUGUCGGUGAGAAGCGGGAUGCAAGAACAAUGGCUGUCUUACGUCUCUACGAUUUGAUGGGUGAAGAUGUCAGCGCUGUAGCUGCGCUGAAGAAUCUCAAACUAUAA